GUUGCGACGUACAGACAUGGCGCUUGUGUCUUUUUGCUAAGCGUUAGCAACUUUCAAAUACACACAGUUCUGUAGUUUUUAAAAACAUAUUUCGACAACAUAUUUACUCAAACGGUGGAGGCUGUGUUGUGCGUUCAGGAUGAGUGGGGGUUUGGCACCAAGCAAAAGCACCGUGUAUCUGUCGAACCUGCCUUUCUCGCUUACCAACAGUGACUUGCACAAGCUAUUUACCAAAUAUGGAAAAGUUGUAAAGGUUACAAUUGUUAAAGAUAAAGACACCCGACAAAGUAAAGGAGUGGCGUUUGUUCUCUUCCUGGACAGAGAAUCCGCUCACAACUGUGCAAGAGCAGUGAACAACAAACAAUUGUUUGGCAGGACAGUGAAGGCGAGUAUUGCCAUAGACAAUGGGCGAGCAGCUGAGUUUAUAAGGAGACGGAACUACACAGACAAAACGAAAUGUUACGAAUGUGGGGAUACAGGUCAUCUGAGCUACGCAUGCCCCAAAAACAUUUUGGGAGAGAGGGAACCCCCGAAGAAGAAAGAAAAGAAAAAGAAGAGGAAAGCUCAGCAACCUGAGCAUGUUGAAGAAGAAGAAGGAAGUGAAGAAGAGGGAGAGGACCCAAGCUUAGAUAGUCUGAGCCAAGCCAUAGCUUUUCAGCAAGCCCAUAUGGAGGAAGAGGAGAAACAGAGGAAGCAGGCGCUCUUGUCUCAAGAGGAUGGUGCUCAUGCUUCAACAUCCUCAGACUCGAAGAAACCGAGGAUCAAAAAGAGUGCAUACUUCAGUGAUGAGGAGGAGCUUAGUGACUAAUAACACACAGUUUGGACCUAAAUGUCGUCUGUCAAAUAAUGUUUUGUUACUUGUAUUAUAUUAUUCUGGGAUUAUGCUAAAAGAUAACUCUGUUUACACUGAUGAAGUUAGAUUUUUUUCUUUUUGUACAUAGAACUGAGAUUUUUAUGUUUCUAGAAAUACUGUUCUUGGGUUGAUUUAUUGAGUGUGUGUGUUGUCACUCAAUAAAACAUUUUUUCUUAAUGACAAAUGAAUUGCUGGCUGUGCCAGUGUCAACCUCAGAGUCAGAUAAAGAAUGCCGAAGAAAAAGGGUUGUUUACUAUAGAUAGGCUAAGUUAAAAUGACUGAUGCUGAAAAAGUCUAUUAUUUUUUUUUAUCACUGAUCAGUUUACUGGCUGGAUAAUUUUUUUAUGUGUAAAUGUUUCCUAUGAAAUGUCAGAAGUGGUGGGUGACAAAUGUAUCAAUUGAGCAUAAUUUUCUGCUUAUUUUUAUUACUAGCAGCGAAAACGAUGAUGCAUAUUUGGAUGUGUAUUUGACAUUGAACAUACUAAAAACUAGGGCUAUGCCUUUUAUUUUAGUUGAUGCAUACCCCUUAAGGAUUAAGCGACGUGCAGUGACCUUGGGCGGUGAAUGUAAAUCCUAAAUAAUGCAACAGCUAAGAUGCAGCAGUUGGGGGUUUCCCUGCAGUAAAAUCCCAUCAUCGGGACGGAGGUAAUGGAGAAGCCAGUUUCUUGUCCUUGAGAUGGAAAAGUUUGGGGACAGUCCCAGCCUUCGCAAACCAACACGUCAGGUUAGAUUGUGGGUGCAGCGGUGCGCUCGGAAAUGUGGUUUACGAUGCUCUCUUGCGUCAGCACGCAAAUAAAGCGCAGGA
This is a messenger RNA of Chelmon rostratus (copperband butterflyfish), 1658 nucleotides long. RefSeq names its product zinc finger CCHC-type and RNA binding motif 1 (gene zcrb1). Gene Ontology annotation, cellular component: U12-type spliceosomal complex. Bases 140 to 808 code for a protein of 222 amino acids. The record is from RefSeq and is a predicted model, not a curated record. NCBI's taxonomy places the organism in Eukaryota, Metazoa, Chordata, Actinopteri, Chaetodontiformes, Chaetodontidae. The transcript is spliced from 8 exons. Gene Ontology annotation, molecular function: RNA binding; zinc ion binding. Gene Ontology annotation, biological process: mRNA splicing, via spliceosome.